Molecule: messenger RNA, 747 nt
Organism: Trypanosoma theileri
Lineage: Eukaryota; Euglenozoa; Kinetoplastea; Trypanosomatida; Trypanosomatidae
Exons: 1
Coding region: 1-747 (248 amino acids)
Source: RefSeq, a predicted model, not a curated record
AUGUAUUAUUGUCAUCAGUGUCACAGCUUCUAUGCUGUGCGUGACGGAUCCCAAGAUGUUGUGGAGUGUGUGGCGUGCCACUCGCCCCUUGUAGAGGCCGUCCGCAGUGCCGCCCACCGUGAGGAGCUGCAGCGGCUGAUGGAGCAGCAGCAGCGGGCGGAGGAGGAACAGGCGCAGCAGCGGCUCCUCCGCCAGUUGCGGCUCCUCGACGGCAUUGAGCUGCAGGUCCACGGCGCCGGGCCGCAGUGGCAUCUCGUCCAUCUUUUCCUCCCGAGCGGCCCCGACGGCCCCGGCGGCCCCCCCGUCGACGAGUUGAUGCGCUCCUUCCGCCGCUUCCCACACGGACUGCGGGAGGCCGACCGCGCGGCCCACCCCGAGGCCUUUUUAGAGUCCGCCUGCCUCAUCUGUCUGGAGCCCCUGCAGGACCCAGCAGAGGGAGAGAGAGAAGGAGAGAGAGAAACCGGAGGGGAGGAAAGGGGAACCAAUAACACCACAACCACAACUACUACUACUACUACCACAAGUACAAGUACGGAAACUUCUUCUGAGGGACAGCCUGUGGUCAUGCUACCCUGUAAACAUUGUUAUCACGCAGAGUGUAUCAGAACUUGGUUGCAGCAGAGUCGACAAUGUCCAUUGUGUCGUGCUUCUGUACUGCCACAAGAGAAUGUGAGUAAUGCCGCUUCUUCUUCUGAUAUCCCCCCUUCUUCUACACCGCCUGCACACAGCGGCGAACCCAACAAUUGA